CUGGGAGGACAUCAUAUGACUUCCUCCCAUUCUCACCGCGCAUGCACGGCUCACGGAGCACGCAGCGAUCAGCAUUGCGCUGUGUCCCUCGGACACAGCCAAUCACGGAAAGAGCUAAAGAUGUCGGCUCGGUCAUGUGAUCAGCUGUCCAAUCACAGCUGAUCAUAUGGGACAUGUACACUGAUCAUCAGGGCACUGAUGAUCAGUGUGCCCUGAUAAUCAGUGUAGCCCCAGCAGUGCCACCUGUCAGUGUCCAUCAAUGCCUUGUGUCAGUGCUCAUCAGUGCCCCGUGCCAGUGCCCAUCAGUGCCACAUCAAUGCCACAUAUCAGUGCCUACCAGUGCACAUCAAUGCCACAUAUCAGUGCCCAUCUGAGCUGCCUUUCAGUGUCACCUAUCAAUGCCAAUCAGUGCCACCUAUCAGUGCUGCCAAUCAGUGCCAGUCAGUGCUGCCUAUCAGUGCCUGUCAGUGCCACCUAUUAGUGCCGCAUAUCAGUG
Staurois parvus is the source of this 496-nucleotide messenger RNA. Lineage: Eukaryota; Metazoa; Chordata; Amphibia; Anura; Ranidae. The record is from the annotation of a GenBank genome assembly.